This is a messenger RNA of Rhinopithecus roxellana (golden snub-nosed monkey), 1305 nucleotides long. RefSeq names its product cytochrome P450 3A7-like. Gene Ontology annotation, molecular function: iron ion binding; testosterone 6-beta-hydroxylase activity; estrogen 16-alpha-hydroxylase activity. Gene Ontology annotation, biological process: oxidative demethylation; steroid metabolic process. The record is from RefSeq and is a predicted model, not a curated record. The transcript has 9 exons. NCBI's taxonomy places the organism in Eukaryota, Metazoa, Chordata, Mammalia, Primates, Cercopithecidae.
GGUCCAGUGGGAUUUAUGAAAAGUGCCCUCUCUAGAGCUGAGGAUGAAGAAUGGAAGAGAAUACGAUCAUUGCUCUCUCCAACCUUCACCAGUGGAAAACUCAAGGAGAUGGUCCCUAUCAUUGCCCAGUAUGGAGAUGUGCUGGUGAGAAAUCUGAGGCGGGAAGCAGAGACAGGCAAGCCUGUCACCUUGAAAGACGUCUUUGGGGCCUACAGCAUGGAUGUGAUCACUAGCACAUCAUUUGGAGUGAAUGUCGACUCUCUCAACAAUCCACAAGACCCCUUUGUGGAAAACACCAAGAAGCUUUUAAGAUUUAAUUCAUUAGAUCCAUUCAUUCUCUCAAUGAAAAUCUUUCCAUUCCUUACCCCAAUUUUUGAAGCAUUAAAUAUCACUGUGUUUUCAAGAAAAGUUACAAGUUUUCUAAGAAAAUCUGUAAAGCGGAUAAAAGAAGAUCGCCUCAAAGAGACACAAAAGCGCUGAGUGGAUUUCCUUCAGCUGAUGAUUGACUCUCAGAAUUCGAAAGACACUGAGUCCCACAAAGCUCUGUCUGAUCUGGAGCUUGUGGCCCAAUCAAUUAUUUUCAUUUUUGCUGGCUAUGAAACCACGAGCAGUGUUCUCUCUUUCGUUAUGUAUGAACUGGCCACUCACCCUGAUGUCCAGCAGAAACUGCAGGAGGAAAUUGAUGCAGUUCUACCCAAUAAGGCACCACCCACCUAUGAUACUGUGCUACAGAUGGAGUAUCUCGACAUGGUGGUGAAUGAAAAGCUCAGAUUAUUCCCAGUUGCUAUGAGACUUGAGAGGGUCUGCAAAAAAGAUGUUGAAAUCAAUGGGAUAUUCAUACCUAAAGGGGUGGUGGUGAUGAUUCCAAGCUAUGUUCUUCAUCAUGACCCAAAGCACUGGACAGAGCCUGAGAAGUUCCUCCCUGAAAGGUUCAGUAAGAAGAACAAGGACAACAUAGAUCCUUACAUAUACACGCCCUUUGGAAAUGGACCCAGAAACUGCAUUGGCAUGAGGUUUGCUCUCAUGAACAUGAAACUUGCUCUAAUCAGAGUUCUUCAGAACUUCUCCUUCAAACCUUGUAAAGAAACACAGAUCCCCCUGAAAUUGCACUUUGGAGGAAUUCUUAAAACAGAAAAACCCAUUGUUCUAACGGCUGAGUCAAGGGAUGAGACCGUAAGUGGAGCCUGAUUUCCCUAAGGACUUCUGCUUUGCUCUUCAAGAAAGCUGUGCCCCAGAACCCCAGAGACCUCAAAUUACUUUGUGAAUAGAACCCUGAAAUGAAGAUGGGCUUUAUCCAAUGUACUG